Messenger RNA from Eremomyces bilateralis CBS 781.70, 1884 nucleotides. RefSeq names its product MFS general substrate transporter. The record is from RefSeq and is a predicted model, not a curated record. NCBI's taxonomy places the organism in Eukaryota, Fungi, Ascomycota, Dothideomycetes, Eremomycetales, Eremomycetaceae. The coding region runs from base 1 to 1884 and encodes 627 amino acids. Gene Ontology annotation, biological process: amino acid transmembrane export from vacuole. The transcript is spliced from 2 exons.
AUGGAUCCUCCUCAAUAUCCCGGGGAAGACACCAGGCCAACGAGCAAGAAAGAGUUGGCUGGCUUCUACCUCUACGGCUGGGCUGCGGAAGUCUUUGUCGUCUGUGGGAUGGGCUCGUUUGUUCCCAUCACCCUCGAACAACUCGCCCGAUCGCGCGGCGUCCUCCUAUCUGAUGGCCAGACUCCUUGCGAGCCAUCCAUGACCCCUCCUGCAGUGCCCGAGUCCAGCGCCAACAGCUCUCCAUUCCUUGAGCUCUUCGCCCGCCGAGCAACCCCUGACGUCGACCAAUGCGUCGUCCGAAUAUUAGGGACAGAGGUCAAUACCGCCAGUUUCGCUCUCUACGUCUUCAGCAUAUCCGUCGCUGUACAGGCCAUCCUCAUUGUGAGCGUGUCCGGCGCCGCGGAUCAUGGACGGUUUCGCAAGAGCUUCUUGCUUGGAUUUGGGUUUGCAGGGGCGAUCGCGACGAUGCUAUUUCUGCCGGUUGGGUCGUCGAUGAUUCUCAUUGCCGCACUCCUCGCCAUCCUGUCGAACACAUGUUUUGGAGCGAGCUGGGUUCUGCUGAACUCCUUUCUCCCCUUGCUCGUCCGCCAUCACCCCGACAUCCACGCCGCAAACGAGGCGGAACAACAGGCUAGAGAACAAGACGAAACUACACGUCCCCUCGUACAUGUAGAAGACGAAGAAGUCGAAGAAGCCGAAGACGAGGCCGCCGACACCUCAACUGCCGCCCUCCUCCCUUCCACCACAUCCCCCCCAACGACCUCCGACCGCUCCAAAACCUCUCUCGAACUCAACAUCGGCACCCACAUCUCCGCCCUCGGCAUUGGUAUCGGCUACACCGCCGCCAUCCUCGUCCAAACCCUCUGCAUCCUCCUCGUCGCCCGUGUCGCCCCUCCCCUCCUCGCCCUCCGCCUCGCCCUCUUCCUCAUCGGCGCCUGGUGGUUCCUCUUCACCAUCCCCUCCGCCCUCCUCCUGCGCCCGCGGCCCGGGCCCCCCCUCCACCUCCCCUUCCGUACCCACCACGACCCCACGAACGCCUUCACACGCUUCCGCCGACGCGUCCGCCUCGUGUGGACCUACGUCACCCUCUCCUGGAAAUCUCUCUUCGCCACCCUCCUCCGCGCCCGCGCGCUCUUCGACCUCCUUCUCUUCCUCUUCGCCUGGUUCCUCCUCUCCGACAGCAUCGCCACCACCUCCGGCACCGCCAUCCUCUUCGCCAAAACGACCCUCGACCUUCCUGCGUCGCAGAUCGCACUCAUCUCGAUCCUCUCGACGCUCUGCGGGAUCUUCGGCGCCGCGUUCUGGCCCUUCCUCGCGCGCCGCCUCGACCUCUCCCCCACCACGACGCUGAUCAUCUGCAACGCCAUCUUCCUCCUCAUCCCGCUCUACGGUCUCUCGUACUACGUGCCGUUCGUCCGAAACGCGGGGCUGGGCCUGCAGUCGGCGGGCGAGGUAUUCGCGCUAGCGUGCGUGUACGGGCUGCAGCUGGGGGGCAUUAGCACGCACACGCGAGCGCUGUACGCGGAGUUGAUCCCGCCAGGGAGCGAGGCCGCGUUUUUCGCGCUGUAUGCGAUCACGGAUAAGGGGUCGUCCGUGCUGGGGCCGUUGGUGGUGGGGGCGGUGACGGAUCGGUUUGGGGGGAUACGGCCGGCGUUUGUGUUUUUGGCGGUGUUGGUGGCGGCGCCGUUGCCGAUGUGGUGGGCGGUGGAUGUGGAGAGGGGGAGGAGGAGGGCGUGGGAGGUGGCGGGGGAGGUAGAGGGGAAAGAGGUAGUGGGGCGGCGGAGAAGGGUGGUGGAGGAGGGGGGUGAGGAGGAUGGGGAGGAUGGGGAGGAUGGGAGGAUUAGGAUGGUGGAUGAGGAGGAUGAAGAGGAGAAUAGUGGAUGA